Messenger RNA from Phaedon cochleariae (mustard beetle), 2198 nucleotides. Lineage: Eukaryota; Metazoa; Arthropoda; Insecta; Coleoptera; Chrysomelidae. The record is from the annotation of a GenBank genome assembly.
GGUCGAACGAAUGACUUGACACUUCAUUGCUUGACAGUUGACACACAGCCGGUGGUUAAUGUGGUUUGAGUUUUUGUUUGCAAAGGGGCAAAGGGCGAAGGAAAGAAGAAAAUUAGAAAAUAUUUUGUGAUUCUUUCUAUUCUCGGAUGUGAAAGAAAUUUCGUUUAUGGUCUGGAUUGGGGCCAAAGAAAUUUGCACUGAUUACUUUUACGUGUUUGUUAAGUGUUUAUUGUCAAACGUUCAAAUGGCUGGAGCUGGUGAUCGUCAUUUAUAUACAAACAAUGAUACCAGCAGUGAUACAGAAGAUUAUACUGAUGAUCGUAGAAGAAGGGUGUUCAAGAAUCGUCUCAGUUAUGGAUCAAUGUUGAAGCCCAAGUCAUGUUUAGUACAAAGGUCCAUGUCCCUAAUGGAAACUCGGUGCCAUUCUGUAGCUACGCCUAAGCAAUGUAACCCUCGCAAUAGGUCAAGACUCACAACUCUGGAUGCAAGAGUUGUGUUGCAACCAAACAGUUCCAACAAGCCAAAUACUCAAGGAAACAAUCCAGGGAAUAUGGCUAGUGAAGACAGAGUGACCCUUGUGGUUGAUAAUACAAGAUUUGUGGUUGAUCCAGCUAUUUUCACAGCUCAUCCAAACACAAUGCUAGGGAGAAUGUUCAGCUCAUCAUUGGAUUUCACUCACCCCAAUGAGAGAGGGGAGUAUGAGGUUGCUGAUGGUAUCCCAGCUUCAGUUUUCAGAGCUAUUAUGGAGUUCUACAAAGGGGGACUGAUCAAGUGUCCCCCCUCAGUGUCUGUACAAGAACUAAGGGAAGCUUGUGAUUAUCUGCUGGUACCAUUUGAUGCUCAUACAGUACGCUGCCAAAAUCUGAGGGGGCUUCUCCAUGAACUAUCUAAUGAAGGUGCAAGGUGCCAAUUUGAGGUUUUCCUGGAGGAACUAAUUUUGCCUCUGAUGGUUAAUUCUGCCCAAAGGGGGGACCGUGAGUGUCACAUAGUUGUCCUAUUAGAUGAUGACACUGUAGAUUGGGAUGAAGAGUAUCCUCCUCAGAUGGGAGAGGAAUAUAGCCAGACUGUCAACAGCACUGCCAUGUACAGGUUUUUCAAGUACAUUGAAAACAGAGAUGUUGCCAAACAGGUUUUGAAAGAUAGGGGGCUGAAGAAAAUCAGACUGGGAAUAGAAGGAUAUCCAACUUACAAAGAAAAAGUGAAGAAAAGACCAGGUGGUAGAGCAGAAGUGAUUUACAAUUAUGUCCAGCGGCCCUUCAUCCAUAUGUCAUGGGAAAAAGAAGAAGCAAAAAGUCGUCAUGUGGACUUUCAAUGUGUGAAGUCCAAAAGUGUGACAAACCUAGCAGAAGCUACUGCAGACCCUGCCCUGGAAUUGGAUUCUAGAGGCAAUCCUAUCUCUUCUUCUAUGGCCCAACCGGUUAUGCCAUCUGAUGGCCCCAUGGGAGUUGAAAAUGAAGAAGGGGCUGUGGGGGGUAUCCCUGAUCUUGAUGCCAAUAAUUUGCCACCAGAAGAACCAAAUUUGUAAGAGACACUCUGCUGCUUUUUGUUUGUGACAGCAGGUCUUGUUGAUGUUUUUGAGUGUGUACUUACAGAUUAUUGCCCUAUGACUGGAUUUCAAAGUGUUUCAAAAUUGAAGAGCCAUAGUCAUUAUUUUUUGCAUAGUCCAAAAAUCAAUUUAUUGGUACUUUUAUUGACUGGAUAUUGAUUGAUGUGUCUGUAUCCAUAGUUCAUGAUAUAGAAUUUGAAUUCAUAAACAAUUUUGAAGUGCAGCCAAAAUUGAACUGUUUACAAAUUUACAGAAACAAAAAAAUAGUUGUUACCAUUAUCAUUUUGAAGUUUAUCUUCCAGGUUGAUUUUCUCUAAGAGAAUUGAAUGAAUAUGUAUUCCUGUUAUCCCCAACCCAUGAUGUUGCUUUACUAUAAAAUACCUAGUCUAAGAUUUUGUACUUCAUUUAUUAAAAAAAAAGGAAAUAAAUGUGAUUAAAUGCUCUCUUGUUGUUAUUUAAUUAUUCAGGAAUACCUUAUUUACUAGGAGAAUUCAAUGGUUCUUGUAAUCGAAAACAAUCACUAACUAUCUUCCACUUAUCUCCUUGUGCUGUCACAAUGAAAUUCUGUUGGAAGGUUUUGGGAGUCUUAUCUUGAUAUCUGACUGUUCCACUAACUUGAAUCAUGAAAGUUAGCUGGCCAUUUACUGCAGAA